Alternaria metachromatica is the source of this 846-nucleotide messenger RNA. RefSeq lists its product as uncharacterized. Bases 1 to 846 code for a protein of 281 amino acids. The record is from RefSeq and is a predicted model, not a curated record. The transcript has a single exon. Lineage: Eukaryota; Fungi; Ascomycota; Dothideomycetes; Pleosporales; Pleosporaceae.
AUGAACCGCCUGCGUUGGAUGUUUGCCCACAAGGAGAACAUCUGGUCGCUUUGUGAGUGGUUACGUUCUUGCUUGAAGUACACUCCACUGACCAUCUUCGACAGUGCACAACGAGAGCAUGAAUUUGUCAAGAUAUCACUAGGUACCUAUGACGCCAAACUCGGUUCCAUCUUCCUGCCCCGUAAGAAGUUCGAAUCCGUCUAUCCCAGUGACCACGACUUUUUCUACCAUCAGCGUGGACCCGAAACCGCACCGAAACUGUUGCUUUCCGGAAGGAACUGCCCCGAGGUACUUGGUCUGUUCGUACAAUGGCUCUACACUGGAAGAUACACUGAGUUGAAUGGCCCAGUAAAGAAGCUGGACAGCAUUACCAGGACUCCGCGCCUGGACAUGUGCAACUCUUACGAAAAAGACACUAUGGAGUGGACAGCCAAGGCUGCGGUACUGGCUUGGACUUUGGGUAACGACUUGAGAUUACCCGAGUUCCAGAACUAUGCUAUGAAACGCCUCUUCGCCGCUUUCUCACGCCCUUCCAAAAGACCGCUACUCACACCAGCCUUGUAUAAAUACGGUCAAAAAGUAGACCAACACUGGUUCUUCGGAAGUCUCGCCUCCAGGAGUAAAUGGAUGGACAAGGGACAACUGGAGCAGGCGCUGGGCGUAAUCAUCAUUCGAAAUUGGGGCGACACGGCUGUUGUUGAUCAAGAGGAAAUGGAAUCGUGGUCCGAUUUGCUCAGAUCAUGCGACGCACUCCGGGACAAGUUCCUUGAAGGAUCUUUAUUGUCGCUCGAAGAACGUCGUGAGAAGGUCUUGGUGGCAGAAGAUUAUUUCGAAACAGAAGUCUAG